AUGGCGGAAAGUGUGGAGAAUGAUAAAGAAAUGAGAUCACUGGCAUUAACGCCAACAUGGUCUGUUGCUACUGUUUUAACAAUCUUUGUUGCUGUUUCUUUGAUUGUGGAGCGCUCAAUUCACCACCUAAGCCAUUGGUUAAGGAAAACCAAUCGAAAACCUCUGCUUGCAGCUGUGGAGAAGAUGAAAGAAGAGUUAAUGCUGCUUGGAUUCAUAUCGCUCCUUCUAACAGCAACCUCUAGCACAAUAGCCAAUAUUUGCAUUCCAUCAAAGUUCUAUGAUAGCACCUUUGCUCCAUGCACCAAGUCUGAGAUUGAUGAAGAACUUGAGGAUGGUUCUUCGAAGGAGCGUAAGCUUAUGAUGGCUUCUGGUUUUCACUUAUUCAGGAGAAUGUUGAAUGGCAUGAAUCAGAAUACCUGCAAAGAGGGUCAUGAACCAUUUGUCUCUUAUGAAGGUCUUGAGCAGUUGCAUCGCUUCAUCUUUGUCAUGGCAAUCACACAUGUAUCUUACAGUUGCUUAACAAUGUUGCUGGCAAUUGUGAAGAUUCAUAGUUGGAGAGCAUGGGAGGAUGAAGCUCAAAUGGAUCGACAUGAUUUACUAAAUGAAAAAGCACGAGAGUCGAUACUGAGAAGGCAAACAACAUUUGUCAUAAACCACACAUCAAACCCCUUGACCAAAAAUAGUCUCUUUAUCUGGGUGAUAUGUUUCUUCCGGCAAUUUGGGCGUUCAGUGGUUCGUGCAGACUAUCUGACACUCCGCAAGGGCUUCAUAACGAAUCACAACCUGACAUCAAAGUACGAUUUUCAUAGCUAUAUGAUUCGCUCUAUGGAGGAAGAAUUUCAAAAGAUAGUUGGUGUUAGUGGUCCACUUUGGGGAUUUGUUGUUGCCUUCAUGCUGUUCAACGUGAAAGGGUCUAAUCUGUAUUUCUGGAUAGCGAUCAUUCCGAUUACUCUUGUUCUUCUUGUGGGUGCAAAGCUACAGCAUGUCAUCGCAACCUUGGCACUGGAGAAUGCUAGCAUAACUAGCUUUUAUACUGGAGCAAAGCUGAGGCCUCGAGAUGAACUUUUCUGGUUUAACAAGCCAGAAUGGUUGUUGUCCCUUAUCCAUUUUAUUCUGUUCCAGAAUGCAUUUGAACUGGCUUCAUUUUUUUGGUUCUGGUGGCAGUUUGGCUAUAAUUCAUGCUUCAUCCGGAACCAUACGCUUGUUUAUAUACGACUUAUUUUGGGGUUUGCUGGGCAGUUUAUCUGUAGCUACAUCACUCUGCCACUCUAUGCCCUGGUUACUCAGAUGGGAACAAACUACAAGGCAGCACUAAUUCCACAAAGGAUAAGGGAGACAAUCCACGGAUGGGGUAAGGCAGCAAGGAGAAAGAGGAGGCAUGGGCUUUUCCCUGAUGAUUCAACCAUACAUACAGACACAAGCACGGUAAUGUCACUUGAGGAAGAAGAUCACCAAUUCAUUGAUAUUAAUGAAGCUGGCAAUAGUACAUACACUGAGAUAGAGUUGCAACCACCAGCUAAUAUCACAGCCAGUCCUUCCCCAGUUGCUAAUGAAACUUCGAGUAGGGUUGGUACACCUCUACUUAGACCGUCUGCUACUAUUUCUUCAUCGACUAUGUCUAGUCUUCAGAAGGAAGAUUUCCAAAGAUCAUCUUCUAUGCCUGCUAGAAGAGAAUGACACAAGUACAGCAAUUGUGUAGUAUUGCUUGUAGGUAUACGGAAAAAGACUAACAAAGUGUAUACUAUUACUGAUUUAGGCUUUGCAUGGUUCUUAAAAUGUAUGAGGAAAUUAUAUGGAAAGUGCUUGAAUUAUAUUCCUUACAAGCACGCAAUUUCUUCACAUUCCCCUCUGUUCAAAAGACUCGUAGGUGUACAGAUUGUACCAUGUUGUAAGUUGUAGCUGCAAAUUUAUAAAACAAGGAAACCAAUACGUGGGGUUUAUUGUAAUUGAUUAUCUCACUUUCUGAUUGUCAA
Messenger RNA from Theobroma umbraticum, 1973 nucleotides. It is a transcript of the gene MLO11, whose product is annotated as Seven transmembrane MLO family protein. Lineage: Eukaryota; Viridiplantae; Streptophyta; Magnoliopsida; Malvales; Malvaceae. Gene Ontology annotation, biological process: defense response. The record is from RefSeq and is a predicted model, not a curated record. Gene Ontology annotation, cellular component: membrane.